UGAAGAUGUCCAGUCGAUCAUCCGCAUCCUGCCGCGUUUAAUCUGGGGCAUCGACCUCGACGGACCCCAUCUGGUCGCAUCUGUUGGACCAGAGAUGCUCGUCUUCGUUCUUUAGUCAGACGACCUAUACUAAUUGUUCUAUCUAGCGUUUCCGCCGUCUUGGCCAGGGAAGCCAGGGGAGCCAAGCGGACGAACAAUAGUCGAACAAAGUGGAAACAAAGCCAUCAAGGAAUCAAGCCAUGAUUCAUAGGCCGGGCAUCAAAAUUUCGCUGUUGUUCGCUCUUUUGUUCGGGCUCUUCUUCGUAGUUUGUUUCGAACCUUUGUUUUACACGUCGUCUCGUCUCCUUUGGCCUCCUACAACCUUUUCCUAGUCAUUCGAUUCAGUACGAGGACACGCUCAUUGUCCGUUCGUGACUCUUCUAGUUGCUAUUUCUAACUCACAUAGCCCCUGCGCCUCCCGACGCCUCUGACUGAUAAUUCUUUCUGUGAAUGAAUUCGGUCUUCUUUUCUGCUUCUCAUAGAUAUUAUUGCCAACUACUACCUUCUAGUGACUAUUUACUUUUAACUCUUUUCGAUAUUUUUCUACUUAAUUUUCAACCUCUCGAUUUCAAACCAACUUCCGUACUUGAUAUCCAUAUACAGAUCCACCAAAGUGGCAAGCCCUUCUGCCAUAGGCAAGAAGUCAAGAUAUAAAAUACCCACUUCAAAGGUAAUAGUAAGACGGCUCAACACAUGCCGCAACUUUGGGUCCUGAUACGGGCUCUGUAUCCCGCGGCGCUGCUGCUGGCAGCAGCUGCCUCAACAUCAGCCUCUAUUAUUCCCACAGAAAGCACCCGGGUAUUUGAAAGAGCGAGCACCUGCGGAGCGAACUUCUCGCCAUGUUCGCAACCGGGGCUCCCCGCCAACUUCUGCUGCGAGGCGGACGCGACAUGUAAUCUCCUCGCAGCCAACACAACGGUCCUAUGUUGCCCGAAGAACGCCAACUGCGAUACGAUAUCCCCGAUAACCUGCGAUCUCGGGCUCCAAGAUCCUGCUACGAAUCCUUCCGCCGAAAUCAAGACCACGGUGCUGAACGGUAUCUUAACUACGUGUGCCGGCCAGUGCUGUCCUUUCGGGUACUCGUGUAACGGGAAGAAUUGUGUUAAGGACGCGGACCAGAGCAAGAAGCCACCCGUUAAGGCGCCAACGAGUAGUAGUAAGACGACUAGCCCGACGGCGACGAGUACGCAUGGCAGUUCGACAACGGUUGCCGUAAGCGGUGUGAGCUCCGCUUCCGCCUCCGCCUCCGCGGCACCAUCGACACAGACACCAACGACCUCGCCCACCGGAACUGCCAGCACAGUGACUAUUGUGGGCGGCGUUAUUGGCGGGCUCGUUGGUCUCGCGCUGUUGAUCUUAGCCGUAGUCAUGAUACGGCAUCGGCGCAAGAAGACCUUGCGAGAAAAGCAAGCAUUGCAGCGCCAAGACUCAACGUCAUCUUUCGGGAACAUAAUCUCCAACCCCGUGCCACACGCCAACUAUCCCUCUCAAAGGUUAGAUUUCCUCGCUAAGUCCCACCCCACAGGCUCGCCAAAGAGCUACGCGCCGUCCUCGCCAACGGCGGUAGCGAGCCCGAGGUCCCAGAAGACGACGCAAAAGGACGGGUUUAGCGAGGUUAAGGAAUACUACGGGAACACCGGCUUCAUGCCCCCGAACAGCCCGUAUAGCCCGUACGCCCGCCGCCCCGACAGCCAGAUGUCGGACGUGCCCCGCAGCUACCACGCCUCGGCCGAGAUCACCGGGCUGCGGAGCCUGACGCACUGGCCCGGAGCCAACUCCAGCGCCAACUCCACGCCUACCAAGAAGCCUUCCCAGAAAAAGGGCAAGAACAUACCCCUCAACGACCGGGCGAGAGACUUCGCUCCGGCACCUCUGGUUACCAUCACCCCCGCGACGAACGAUGACGGGUUGAGGGACGGGGCGAGGGGAAGGUUCGGCGAGAGGGGACGCGAGAGGUACCCUAGCGAAAGCGAAGGGGAAAGCAUAAAUAUCUUCGCGGACCCGCUGAUGGUUCCCGGUGGCGCGGGCGGCACGAGGCCUGAGAGCAGCGCGACGACGUGGUCGAAUAUACAACAGCGGGCUGAUAACGCGAUACACGGCGAGGGCGGUAAUGGGAGGAGCAAGCUGGGGGAGUCGCCUUUGAGGAGGUGAUGAGUGCUCUGACUAACCAAUAGAAGAUGAAUUAAUAAUUUUUGGCGAGGUUAUUAAGAAUGAUCAUUGAUUCCGGGCAUGGCGUGGGCUGGCGUUUGCUUUUUCUUGUUGUCGAUGCCGUCUGAGCGGAUGACAUUCACUCACAUUUCUUUUGUCGAAUAAGAGAGUGUUCAAGGGCAUAUUAAUGGGAUCGCGGACUGGGAAGACGGGACUUCACAUGAUACCACCGAAAAAGGGCAGGGGGGAAGUUGCAUUAUUACUACGGCGUUAGGGACACUCGCUUGAGAGAAAAAAAUCCCCCUUUUUAUAUUCAUAUUCUCACGAUCUGAUGAGGAGGAUGAGUUGGCUGAACUACUAGGUAUCCGUCUUGUCGUGGCAGUUUGUGUAAAUAUCUAACGUAUCCUCUUUUGAGAGGAGUUGUGUAUCUACUUGGAGCGAGUAGAUUUUAUGAUACAUGCCUCUGAUCAGCUAUCUCGCUCUGCUUCUUGAGUCUUACCCCUAAACCCCGCCUUCCUAGUGCUCCCUUCACAUUGUGGGUAGUAUUAUUGACAACCCCUCAACCGCUGUCGUCAUAAUUCUUAUACAAAGCGUUUGUCUCUUUACUCGUGGCAAUUUUUAUAUUUUAGAAUAGCUACCUAGGUAUUUUAUCU
Molecule: messenger RNA, 2840 nt
Organism: Annulohypoxylon truncatum
Lineage: Eukaryota; Fungi; Ascomycota; Sordariomycetes; Xylariales; Hypoxylaceae
Exons: 1
Coding region: 733-2190 (485 amino acids)
Source: RefSeq, a predicted model, not a curated record